UUACACUUGGCACAAUGCAGUCAGGCAAGUACCAUUCUCCUGGCAACCGCCAAACCCAGACAUGUUCAGGGGAUUGCCAGACAGAGAAGUGUGAUACGUCAAUCCAGAGAACACAUCUUCACUGCUCUAGAGACCAGUCAUGCAUGGCUGAGCUGCUGUUGUUCCCAGUUGCUUCCACUUUGUUAUAAUACCACUAACAGUUGACCGUGGAAUAUUUAGUAGCAAGGAAAUUUCAUGGAUGGACUUAUUGCACAGGUUGCAACCUAUCACGGUACCACGCUUGAAUUUACUGAGCUCCUGAGAGAGACCCAUUCUUUCACAUAUGUUUGUAGAAGCAGUCUGCAUGCCUAG
Messenger RNA from Staurois parvus, 351 nucleotides. NCBI's taxonomy places the organism in Eukaryota, Metazoa, Chordata, Amphibia, Anura, Ranidae. The record is from the annotation of a GenBank genome assembly.